AUGAAAAAGACUUUCAUUUUUUUCUUUUUUGCGGAUAUACAGUUGGCCGGCAUACUUGAGCGGGAACGAGAACAGGAUAUAAUCCAUAGUCAUGACCUGGCACUUUUUGAUAGUUUCUGCAUUGAUACCAAUUUGCUGUACCCUCAUUCCAAUUCAAAUGCUCUCUCCCCUCAUAGUGAAGGAACUAGUUACCUACCUACUUACCUUAUGCCACCAUCGGCGAAAAGAGAGAUGCCAGUCUCACAGGAUCACCGAGCUCCGAAUAAACCGCCAUAA
Messenger RNA from Colletotrichum lupini, 276 nucleotides. RefSeq lists its product as uncharacterized. NCBI's taxonomy places the organism in Eukaryota, Fungi, Ascomycota, Sordariomycetes, Glomerellales, Glomerellaceae. The record is from RefSeq and is a predicted model, not a curated record. Bases 1 to 276 code for a protein of 91 amino acids. The transcript has a single exon.